AUGGUAAUAAGUCUUGUACAUCCACACACAUGUGGAUUCGCUAAAGCUGCUAUUUGGCACUUCACAAAAGAUGUUACGGAGAAGAUAAAACGCAACGACAAUGAAACACCAUAUCAGCAUCGCGUACGUAGUGUGCAAAUCAUCCAUGAACGUUUCGGUCUAACGUUUACCAACAAAAAAUUCUCGGUUGACUUUAAAACGCUUCAAAGAAAACUGCCAGACUUGCGUAAAAAAUUCACUACUUGGAAUCUAAGGAAAAAGAAAGAACGUGAGCAAUACCUUGAAGCAUUCUUGGCUGAUAACUGGAAGGCACUAUCGGUCGAACAGAAGGCUGAGCAUAGCUUGAUGGACCGUCGUGGCUGUUUCCACAGAUAUUCAGUCUACCAGUCGUUCUUUCCAGUGCAAUCCAAGAAAUUCCAAGGAUGUCUCGAAGAAAAUCCAGUGAUUGUGGCUCAGAAUAUCGCAGCCAAUACGAGUCGAAAAGCAGUCAAAGUCAAUUGCACACGACGAGAGUAUCAAGAUGGCGCUCAAAAGAUCUACAACGAGAUCAAUCCUGCGUUUCAGCGUGUUUUUAACGUACCAUUAGAAAAAGCCCUGACAACAAUUCCCUCGUUAAACAUUCAAAGCAAGAAGAAUCCAGCUGAAAAAAAAAGAGACAGACGUAAACAAUUACGACAGGCGAAGAAGACAAUAGAAAAACACUGGAAGAAUACAUCUGUAAUGAGGUAUCUUUAUUAAACUAUAAUUUUAUUUAAUUAGUAAGUUUGCAUUAUCAUUAACACAAUUAAGAGUACUAAAGCAAAAUUCCUGACAAUAAUAAGGUGAAAAACUAAGGUAUAUAAUAUAUACAAGCUAUUUUGCAUAAGGCUAAGAUACAAAUGAAUGCAUGCAGUCAGGCUCAAGGAUGGAUCCUGCCAAAUCUGAGCACUGUUGGGGAAGGGGGCCCUUGGGGGCAGGUUAGGGUUAGUGGUGCACAUCCAGGAGUGUUCCAGAGAACAUGGAAAUAUUGCCUCUGGCAGAGUUCAAGGGCAUUAUUAUUGUGAUAAUGGAGACAGGAUAUUGCCAAAUCUAAACUGAAAUUUAAGUGGAUUUAUUAAUGAAAUAGGCCCCCUUUGCCAAGGGUAGUGGAGAACAACACCGCCCCCCACCCCGGAACCCCAGUAAAUUAAUUCCUGCUAGGUCUGUAAAAAUAUUACAACUAUUAUCACUUUACUAGUUGCCUCCCCACAGUCUAGCCCACAUAAAAUUAAUGUUCAAUUUACUUAUUUACUAGGUAUUAUGGAAAUCGCCAAUCUUUGGCAGCUGCACAGCGAUCGCGCCUUGCCAUGGCAUUUGAAAGUAAGGAAGCUUCAAGACAACGAAAGAAGAUAAACACGACAACAAAAAAGAGAAAUCCUGUUGGAAUUAAGCUGGAUAAUAAAAUAUUUGAGAGAGAGAAGAUCAAAGAAGAGGUGGAAAGUUAUCCUGAUGGCAUGGUUGUUAACUGGUCAGACCUUGCUCGAAGACACAACAUACAGAACACAAAAGGGGAACUAGCCAAGAAUGGGGGUCAAAUAGCCCAAGAAUGGUUAAAGUCAGAGGGAAUCAAUAUUACCAGGUUUAAGCGAAAACAUGAUGGAAAUUCUGAGAGAAUCCGGAGAAAGAAACUCAGGGGACAAGGGGGAGAGAUCACAGUUGCAACUCCACAAAGUAUUGACAGUGUGAAGGCUGAGUUGAGAGGAAAAAUCUUGUUAGGGGAAUAUUCUGUUGGACAGCAAAUUGCACCAAGAAAGGUAACAGCCACAAUGUUUUCUUUUAUUAAGCACUGACUUUACUGUUCAUUAUUUCAGUUUAAUUGUGUGAGCACUUAUCUACACUGCACACAUAUGUUACAACUAUAUUAUAUAAAAUUUACUAAUACUGUAGCUAGUAUCAAUGUCAGUAAUGAAUAAUCAACAUUAAACUUAGCCGUCCCGGACAGUAUAGAACUGGUGAUCAACUAAGUUAUGCAGAUAGGAGGCUUACAAAAAUUAACAAUUGAUCAAUCAUUACUCAGAAUUAUUAUAUUUAAGUCAAAUUACCACUCGCUGCUUAUAAGUAAUUCAGAUGUGCAGGAAAGCAAAUAAAUACUUGUCUAUAAUUAUUUACUUUAUUGAAACCAAUUUCUUCAAUCUACAUAAUUAUUUAUUUUAAUUUCAGUAUGAAAAGAUGGUAUUAAAUGACAAUGGGGAGAUUGUUAAAACCGAGUUUGUGGUGGAAGGACGGAAGCAGCCCUUGAUUGAAAUUAGGGAAAGAACUCUGAAAAACCAAGAGAAAUUCAUGCGACAUCGUGCUGAUGACGAAUAUGGCAUAAUGACUCAUGAAAGUGUGACAACAUUGCUGAAGGCAAUCGAUGAGUACAAUGAAGGAGAAAGUUUAAAAUCAAUGCAGAAUAGGCUGAAAGACAUUGAAAGGACAAGGCAUAUUAGGAUUCGGCAUGAUCUUUCCACAAUUGCAAACCAUGGUCAUUUGGUAUUUAUGGUGUCAUCCCUUUAUGAUCCUGCAGUGCACUAUACAAAUGCAGAGUACCAAAACCUUACAGGCUGUAAAAAAGUGGAUGUUCAAACAAAAGUCGAGACCCCUGAAGUCUACAUAGUAGCCAGGUCAGGAAGUUCAGACGUUGAACAACUAACUUAUAUUGACACACGUCUUGAGUGCCUGGAAGAUCUCAGUGUUAAAUUGCAAACAAAUGCUGGAAAUGUUGUAAAUGAUAUAAUGCGCUUUUUCCAUGGUGAUAGCCCAGCUCGACAACUUGAAUCCGGUCAACAAAAAGGAGGGAACUUUUACUGUUCUGGAUGCGGUGCAAAAGCACAACAGGCAUAUGAUCUGGAUAUUUGUUUUUCCUGUCACUACUUGUCUUUGACUGAGCGACAACAACUGGUGCUUCUGGACCCUUGGGAAGAAAAAAUUCUCUGGCAAAAGUUUCCAAGCCAUUCCAAAAUUUGA
Paramuricea clavata is the source of this 2964-nucleotide messenger RNA. The record is from the annotation of a GenBank genome assembly. Lineage: Eukaryota; Metazoa; Cnidaria; Anthozoa; Malacalcyonacea; Plexauridae.